Messenger RNA from Danaus chrysippus (African queen), 1632 nucleotides. The record is from the annotation of a GenBank genome assembly. NCBI's taxonomy places the organism in Eukaryota, Metazoa, Arthropoda, Insecta, Lepidoptera, Nymphalidae.
UUGGUCGAUCAGUUGGUCGAUCAGUUGGACGAUCAGUUGGACGAUCAGUUGGUCGAUCAGUUGGACGAUCAGUUGGACGAUCAGUUGGUCGAUCAGUUGGACGAUCAGUUGGACGAUCAGUUGGACGAUCAGUUGGUCGAUCAGUUGGACGAUCAGUUGGACGAUCAGUUGGACGAUCAGUUGGUCGACCAGUUGGACGAUCUGUUAGUCGAUCAGUUGGUCGAUCAGUUGGACGAUCAGUUGGUCGACCAGUUGGACGAUCUGUUAGUCGAUCAGUUGGUCGAUCAGUUGGACGAUCAGUUGGUCGACCAGUUGGACGAUCAGUUGGUCAAUCAGUUGGUCGACCAGUUGGACGAUCAGUUGGACGAUCAGUUGGUCGACCAGUUGGACGAUCAGUUGGACGAUCAGUUGGACGAUCAGUUGGACGAUCAGUUGGUCGACCAGUUGGACGAUCAGUUGGUCGAUCAGUUGGACGAUCAGUUGGACGAUCAGUUGGUCGAUCAGUUGGUCGAUCAGUUGGACGAUCAGUUGGACGAUCAGUUGGACGAUCAGUUGGUCGACCAGUUGGACGAUCAGUUGGACGACCAGUUGGUCGAUCAGUUGGACGACCAGUUGGUCGAUCAGUUGGACGAUCAGUUGGUCGAUCAGUUGGACGAUCAGUUGGACGAUCAGUUGGACGAUCAGGUGGUCGACCAGUUGGACGACGAAAGAAUCAGAUGGGCAACGGAAAAACUCAAAGACGGCGAGAUUAACACCAAAUACAAGCAAGAGAUAGCAAAACAGCUUGAACUACGACUGCCGCAAUCCGACAUUGAGCUGGAAUGGAAGAGCAUAAAAGAUGGUAUAUUGGAAGCGGCAAAGGAAACGAUAGGAGAAAAACAGAGAGUCCGACCUGAAGAGUGGUAUGACGAAGAAUGUCGAGAAGCCUUAGAGCGGAAGAAUGCGGCUCGAUUAAUUUACCUGCAGUCAAAGUCUUCGACGCACAAGGAAAAAUUCAAGGAAGAGAGGGAUAAAGCGCGUAGGCUUCUGAAGCGCAAGAAAAAGGCGAGUGAGGUAAGGCAGAUGCAAGCACUCGAUGAUGCGAGAACUAGGGGUUCGGUAAGAACCUUCUUCAAAAAAGUCAAUCCUUUGCGUAAAGGAUUCCAACCCAGAAUUAAUAUCUGUCGUGACGGGGAAGGCAAUGCAUUAACCGACAAAACCGAGAUCUUAAAGCGUUGGCGGGAGUAUUUCGACAAUCUGCUUAAUGUGGGCAGUGAAGCUGCAGACCGCAUCACAUUUUAUGACGUGGAGCAGGAAAUUAACCCACCAACCGUUACGGACGUCGAGAAAUGCAUUAAAUACCUUAAAAACAACAAAGCAUCGGAUUUCAAGCAGGCCUUCGAUAGCGUGAACAGACAUAAGAUCUUUGAUGCAAUGAGGUUACUGGGAAUCCCAAGUAAACUAGUGCGCCUGGUUGAGGCUACUAUGUGUAACUCGAAAUCGGUAGUAGCUAUACAGAAUGACAUAUCGGACCCUUUCGAAAUACGCUCAGGAGUAAGGCAAGGAGAUGCCCUAUCUACUGUUGUCUAUCUUCAACCUUACGCUGGAGGCAGCCAUCCGAAACGUAGGAGUAAAAGGGCUUUUAGACUAUAA